This is a messenger RNA of Benincasa hispida (wax gourd), 1651 nucleotides long. RefSeq names its product PI-PLC X domain-containing protein At5g67130-like. Gene Ontology annotation, molecular function: phosphoric diester hydrolase activity. NCBI's taxonomy places the organism in Eukaryota, Viridiplantae, Streptophyta, Magnoliopsida, Cucurbitales, Cucurbitaceae. The record is from RefSeq and is a predicted model, not a curated record. Gene Ontology annotation, biological process: lipid metabolic process.
UAGUAAAUAUCCGUACGACUCUGCGCGCCUUAACAGUUUUGAGUCCUUCUCAGCAUCCAUCGUAUGAACUCGCUUUUCGUUUCUUCAAAGUCUUUCCUUUCAAUCUCCACUUCUCUUUUCAAUUUUCUUUCUCCAUUUUCCCACCUACAUUCCCGGAAAGUUUUAGCCAUCUUCCCGGCAAUAUUCCCGCUCUGAAAAACGCUUCUUUCCCUCUUCCACUUAAUGGGGCUUCCUCAUUUCUUCCAGAGAUUACUUCCAGCAGUCCUUCUGUUCCACAUUCUCUUUCUCUUCGAUUCUUCUUCAUCCUUUCGGGAGGGACGAACUUGUAUUGUGAACAGAAACUGCGACGCCGGAUUGCAUUGCGAGACCUGCUUCGCCGACGGCAAUGUCCGCCCCCGCUGCACUCGAAUCCAGCCGAUCAGUCCGAUUUCAAAGGUGAAGGAUCUUCCGUUUAAUCAUUACGCAUGGUUGACAACCCACAACUCUUUUGCGAAAUUAGGGGCGAAAUCGGCUACUGGGUCUCUGAUUCUUGCUCCCACGAAUCAGCAGGACUCCAUUACUAGCCAGCUCAAUAAUGGUGCCAGAGGGUUUAUGCUUGAUAUGUAUGACUUUGAAAACGAUAUAUGGUUGUGUCACUCUUUCGGAGGCCAAUGCUACAACUAUACAGCUUUUCAACCUGCCAUUAAUGUUCUCAAAGAGUUCCAAGCAUUUCUUGAAGCAAACCCAUCGGAAAUCGUUACCAUCAUCAUCGAAGACUAUGUCACGUCACCAAAGGGUCUAACUAAUGUGUUUGGUGCUGCUGGUCUGAGAAAAUUCUGGUUUCCAGUAUGGAGAAUGCCCAAGAAUGGUGGAGAUUGGCCCACAGUUAGCGACAUGAUCCAGAAAAACCAACGUUUGCUCGUUUUUACUUCAAAAGCGGCAAAAGAAGCCUCUGAAGGAAUUGCAUAUGUUUGGAAAUACAUGGUAGAAAACCAAUAUGGGGAUGGAGGAAUGAGAGCAGGUUCAUGCCCGAACCGAGGAGAAUCACCACCGAUGAACACGACUUCAAGGUCGCUUGUAAUUGUAAAUUUCUUUAGAACUGCUCCAAAUUUCCCUGAAGCUUGCAAGGACAACUCUGCUCCAUUACUCAACAUGGUGAACACCUGCUAUAAUUCAGCAGGAAAUAGAUGGCCUAACUUCAUUGCUGUUGACUUCUACAGGAGAAGCGAUGGGGGAGGAGCUGCCGAAGCCGUCGAUGUAACGAACGGUCACUCUGUUUGUGGAUGUCCAAACAUUUCAACUUGCAAGGAAAACAUGAGAUUUGGGGCCUGUGAGUUACCUGAGGCAAUUGAUGCAGCAACAUCAUCAUCAGCAGCAGCAGAUGUGCAAAACAGCUCCGCCGAAUCAAAAUGCAGAUUAGCUCAAUUGUUUGCUUUGACGGCCACAUUACUUGCUGCACUCUUUCUCCUGUCACUCCAGGAAUUUCAUGUUUAGGAUAGUUCUUCAAUACCCUUUCAAGUAAUUUAAAGGUUUUUUUUCCCUUUCCUACAUGAUAGAUGACUAUAUGUUAAAAAGAACUCGGAAAAAGUUCAAAAAUAUUUAAAAGUCUUACAAUGAAACUGCCAGUUUGGUAGUGGUUUUAAAAUGAUUAAAAUUACUUCGAUAUAUAUCU